Cryptococcus amylolentus CBS 6039 is the source of this 2403-nucleotide messenger RNA. RefSeq lists its product as hypothetical. Gene Ontology annotation, molecular function: DNA-binding transcription factor activity. Gene Ontology annotation, biological process: regulation of DNA-templated transcription. Gene Ontology annotation, cellular component: TRAPPIII protein complex. The transcript is spliced from 5 exons. The record is from RefSeq and is a predicted model, not a curated record. NCBI's taxonomy places the organism in Eukaryota, Fungi, Basidiomycota, Tremellomycetes, Tremellales, Cryptococcaceae. The coding region runs from base 1 to 2271 and encodes 756 amino acids.
AUGGACUCGGCGCCGCUCACCCUCAGAAUCCUCCAGCUCACCCCCCUCACCCUCAUCCCCACCUCCCAGCCCCCGACCGAAUCCUCCAUCCCGCCCAUCCCCUUACCGCCCCCGCCCCCUCCCGAUGAUUUCGCAUUCUCCCCCACCCCAAACUACCCCCCUCCCCUCGGCACCAUCCACAUCGGCUCCAUGCUCGCCUGCAGGGUAGCCCUCGAAAACUCGCACCGCCAGCGCUACCCCGUCCUCGGCGUCAAGAUGAUGCUCGAACUCCAAACGCCCACCACCCGCACCCGGCUGGGCGAAGUCAUCCACGGCAAGCCGUCCAUGGCAGAUUCGGCUCUAGAGGAAGAGAGGAACCGGGUGGAGCCUGUGAAGCCGGGGGAGGAAGAGAUUCCGGAGCUGGCGUUUGGGGAGAGGGUCGAGUUGAGCGCGGAGAGUGAGGUGAAGGAUCUGGGGCUUGGGGUGGUUAUUGCAAUCACACCGUUGAGUAUCAAAACCCGUAUCCAAUCCCCCACCCACCCCAACACCCUCCUCUCCCCUUCUCUCCGGCACCAAACCUUCCUCGAAGUGCUCAUGCAAAACACCUCGCCCACCGAAUCCCUCCUCCUCUCCACCGUUGCGCUCCAGCCGGUCGAAGGGCUGGUGGUGGACAAGGUCAGCGGGGACGCCCUCGGCUUGGAGGGCGAAGAGCUCCAAGUCGGGGAUGUCAGGCAAUACCUGUUUGUCCUUUCUCCCAUCUCUCCCCCGCAGAAGACGGAAAAGGGGCAAGAGGUGUCCAAGUUUCCACCGACGCAUGCGCCAGGCGAGAUCCUGCCUCUCGGACGAUUGGCCAUCUCGUGGAUCUCUGGGCCAUAUCAUACGCCGGGGAACUUGUUGACGUCAAUGUUGAAUCGGAGAGCACCGGCUUUGGCCUCGCUUCCUGCGGCUCCUGCUUUGACAGCAGGGGUGAGGGAUAGUCUGAAACCACCGGGGAAAGGACCUGCUCCAGGGCCUGCAACGCCAGGCAAACUGCCAGUCCACCAACCAUCGCCCAUACCGGCGUCUCCCUCCCCUCUCCGACGCGAUCCUUCUUCUUCUUCCGAACACCCUCUGCCUGUCAUCCCGUCUAGCGCGGAUGCCAAUGGGGAAGAGACGAAAUGGACAUAUGAUCUCGUCAUGCUCUCCAACAGACGAGGUCUGAAGAAGGAAACCACCUGCCCUCUCAAGUUCAGGUUGUCGAUAAGGUCGGCGGAGGCUAUAAACGCUUCUUUGAUCUCGGGAAAGAAACCGGCCCUGCCGAGAUUGGCUGUCCAAUACCUCACCCCCCUCCUCCCUCCCACCCCACCACACCCCCACCCCCACCCCCACAAUUCUACCCCCUCGCUCAACAGGCUCGCAUCCAACGCGCUCUCCGGCUUCCACUCCCCGAACCUGCAGCCGCUGCCUGCCCCCGUCGACCAGGCGCAGGUCGCGGCCCAGAUGGACUAUGGCGACCGGGGGGAGAUGGGCGGUAAGCGACGCAAGCUGCCGCACCAGCGCGCUGGGUGGGCCGAGAUGGAGCAGCAGAGCGGCAAGAAACGGCGUAUCUCGCGCAAGAGCACCGAAGGCUCCCCGGGCCCCCAUUCCGGCGGCGGCGGAUCGCCUUCGGGGCAUACCCCCGGCAGCGGCGGGCUGCACGUCGACUCGCCGUCGCAUGGGGCGGCGGCGCAGGAUAUCACGUCGUUGACGGAGCUGAGCCAGAUGGCGAUUAAUGGGCAGGCGGCGGCGGGGGUGGAUGUGGGGCAUGUGCAUGGGCAGGAGGAGCCGCAGAUUGACCCGACUUUGGCGUCGGCGCAGGAGAAGGAACCUGUUGGACCGCCUCCUCCUCCUCCCGAGCCCCCCGUGGACACCGGCAAGCUCUCUCGCGCCGAGCAAAACAAGCGCGCCCAGCAGGCUUUCCGCCGUCGUCGCGAAGAGCACAUGAAGAAGCUCGAAGCCGAGUCUGCUCAGCUCCAGGUCGUGCUCAGGCAAUGCCAAGAGAAGGAUGCUGUCAUCAAGGACCUCGUCAUGUCCCAGCAGACAGACAAGAUCCGCAUCGCCGCGCUCGAAACGUUCAUCCGCCAGAACGCCACCACCCACGGCACCACCCCGCCCUUCACCGGUACCGGCGAGCUCAACAUCAGCGAAGAUCUCAGCUUCCCUCAUCAGUCCGAGACUGGCGUGAGCCAGGACCAGUUGGAGAAUGCGUUCCAGAUGUUGGAGAGGCAGAGCAGGCAGGUGGUCAAGCAGCUCAACAGGGGUCAGGGGUUGUAGUGUUAUUUGUAGUGUAUCCAUCGCGUCUCCCGUAGUCUCUCUCGUAUUAAGGAAAACAAUUGUACAAGUGGAUGUAAAUGCAACAAGUCUCAUGGGCGUAAACAACAAGUGGAGGUCAUCGAGUCUUUGCUU